CCGUAAGAACUCACAGCGGCGAGGAAAACCGCUGGGGCCUUCGUUCUCAUGCAACAGGCCCUGUGCUGCUAACAGUACUGGAGCAGCUGCCAGUGAACUUGAAAUCAAGGUUUCGCUUCCAGUCGUAUAAAGUGCCACCCGCUCCGCAGAAUGUCCAAGUGACGCAUAAAAUGAUCGUCCCACUGCUUACAGUCUUGUCGCUCUCCUUCAUAUUUCUCUUAUUCAGAAGGCUCAAAGAAGACUCUUCGCGGCGACGAAUACUACCCCCAGGACCUUCUGGUAUUCCUAUACUGGGAAACCUACUUCAGUUACCUGCCUUACGACCGCACCCCAAGCUCUGUGAAUGGGCCUCCCAGUAUGGAGAAAUCCUCUACGUCAAAUUGGGCGGCCAAGACGUUAUAGUUCUGAACACGGCAGAAGCCGCAGAUGAGCUGUUGUCCCGGCGCAGUCACAACUAUUCAAGUCGGGCAAUGCCACACGUUGCCCAUGACCUUCUUCGUGAUGGUCUAGGGAUCACUUUCAUGGGAUAUGGCACGUCGUGGAGAGCACUCAGGAAAGCCCUGCAGGUCGCUCUCGGUCCUGGCCCUUCAAAGAAUCUCCGCCCUAUGCAGGAAUAUGAAUCGCGGGUCAUGCUAUACGAUCUGAUGCGUCAUGGCGACAACAGCGUCGUAAGAGACUGUGGCAUCAACGCACACGGAGAAGUGACGGAUAGUCACUGGUAUGCGCCAGUGCGACGAUAUGCGACAAGCGUUACGCUGUUUGCGAUCUAUGGCAAACGAACCAAUCGGUUCCAAAACAAUCCAAAUCUUCAUCUCAUAUAUGAUGUCGUCGACAACUUUUCGCGAAUGUCCCAGCCUGGAAACUACUUGGCAGAUGUGUUUCCGUUCUUGCGACAUUUCCCCGACAUCCUAGCGCCAUGGAGGGUCAAAGCACGUAAAUUUCACCUACGAGAGAAAGGCUUAUGGGAAGGCCUUGUCGAAGAGUGCAAAACAGUUAUGCAAGAUGGAGAGGAUCGGGGUGGAUUCGUCAAUUCAUACCUGAGAGCUCGUGCCAAGGCGGGCCAAGAGAACGCUCCAGGAAGAGGGCUCACGGAAGGCGACUGGAUGCAAGACAAAUUCCUGGCCUUCGCAGCGGGUUCAGUUCUGGAGGCAGGGUCAGACACUACCGCGAUGACCAUAGCGACGUUCGUGCUUUACAUGUUGAACCACCCGCAAGUGCUACAAAAGGCGCGGGAAGAGAUAGAUGCUGUGGUCGGGACGGAACGCAUGCCCGACUGGGACGACGAAGAGCGGCUGCCGUAUUUCGUUGCUUGCAUCAAAGAGACUAUGAGGCACCGCCCUCUCGUUCCUCUAGGUAUACCGCACGCUACGAUGGAGGAUGACUUCUACAAAGGCUACCACAUUCCGAAGGGGUGCAUGGUGAUCGGAAACAUAUGGGCGAUGCACCGAGAUUCCGAACGGUUCUAUAACCCAACCGCAUUCAUCCCGGAGAGGUUCUACGAAGAGGGCAAGCCGACGCGCUGGGGCACUGGGCCUAUCUCGCAAGAACGCGACCACUACAGCUUUGGCUGGGGCAGACGGUUCUGCCAGGGAAGCCACAUCGCAGAGGCGUCGCUGUUCAUCACCCUCUCUCGCUUGCUAUGGGGACUCGACUUUUCUGCGCCGCUCGACCCGAAGACGCAGCGGCCAAUCCUGCCUGACAUUGCGAACGAGGAGGCGACCUGGAGCGAAGGGUUCGUGAGCAUUCCGAACCCAUACAAAGUCAGGUUUGCUCCGCGAUCGGCGAAGCAUGCUGAGUUGAUUUGCGACGAAUUCGAGGCCGUGCAGGCUGAAUGGCGGAGGAUGAGGUUGGAUGUCGAUGAACGGUGAAGCGGCGUAGUGCCCAUGCAU
Rhodofomes roseus is the source of this 1889-nucleotide messenger RNA. RefSeq names its product cytochrome P450. Gene Ontology annotation, molecular function: iron ion binding; oxidoreductase activity, acting on paired donors, with incorporation or reduction of molecular oxygen; monooxygenase activity. The record is from RefSeq and is a predicted model, not a curated record. The coding region runs from base 171 to 1868 and encodes 565 amino acids. Lineage: Eukaryota; Fungi; Basidiomycota; Agaricomycetes; Polyporales; Fomitopsidaceae. The transcript is spliced from 10 exons.